Messenger RNA from Eimeria tenella, 3465 nucleotides. Its product is annotated as NAD-dependent DNA ligase OB-fold domain containing protein, putative. The record is from RefSeq and is a predicted model, not a curated record. Gene Ontology annotation, molecular function: DNA ligase (NAD+) activity. Gene Ontology annotation, biological process: DNA replication; DNA repair. Lineage: Eukaryota; Apicomplexa; Conoidasida; Eucoccidiorida; Eimeriidae. The transcript has 4 exons. Bases 1 to 3465 code for a protein of 1154 amino acids.
AUGGAGCACAAGUUGCAACGGCUCAUUCUACCAACAAAUUGCCGUUUGAGAGCCAGAAGCAUCGAGGCAGCAUCGGCGGCUUUCUUGGACAUGCGGACCCCUGCCUUUAGGAAUAGCGGAGCGUCUGCUGGUGCGUUUUCGUGCAGCAGGCUGUUCCGAACUAUGGCAGAGCAGCAGCCGCCAAAGCAGCAGCGGAACCAGCCUUCCUUAGCUACUGGCUUCUCCAUAGCCACUGUGAUGACGUGCUUGAGGUGGCACGGGCUACAUUCAAUGCUGAGGAGCAACACCAGUAGUAAAGCCAGCUGCGGCAACUGGAGAGGCAGCAAAGCCACCAGCACGAGAUAUUUGUAUGGGGCCCCUGUUUUUGGAGGGGCUGCACAGAACAGGCGCAAUACUGAGGAUGUAGCGGCCGCAACAUUAGCAGCGAAUGCUCCUGUUGCAGCGAAUGCAACGGGGGAAGCAGUAUCAGCGUUGGUAGCAGCGCCAGGGAAAGCAGCAGCUGCUGCUGCCCACACGCUUCUGUGCAGUAAAAUCAAUGAGUUGAAUAAGGCCUACUAUUCAGGGGGAGAGCCGUUGGCCUCAGAUGAAGAGUUUGACGCUUUGUGGCUGCGGUUAGGCGAACUGGAAAAGAAGUAUCCCGGACUUGGCGGCCCCAGCAGCCCUCUCCAGUGCAUCGGCCACGGGAACCUGGGAGCAGCAACAGCACCAGCAAACUUACAGCAUCUGUCCCCGGUGCUAUCUCUGGAAAGCGUUCAUUCGCCUGGAGAGGCCAAUGCCCUUUUCGAUCGACUCGACAGAUUUGUUGGAAAGGCUUUGCACGGGGUGCUCAGGACGUCCGUGGGAAGAAGUCGAAGGCGCAAAUACAUACUAAAAGCUACAACAGAAACAAAUACUGCAGACAUUUUGUAUGAGUCAGUUGCAGCAGCUCCUGCUACAGCAGCAGCAGCAGAGCCCACAACUGCAGUGCCUGCCGCAACGGAUGCUGCUGCUGAAGGGGAUGUAUUUGCUGAGGCGUUGCUGAUGGAGCCUAAAGUGGACGGACAGAGCGUAUCUCUCACAUAUGAACUUAGCAGUAGCAACACCAAUAGCGGCGACAAUACUGGCAGAGGCAUUCUGCGUUACAGGCUGGUGAGGGCACUGACGAGGGGCGACGGACGGCGGGGUGAAAGCAUAACGCAGAAGGCGCUGCAGAUGGCGCAUACGGGUUCUCUCCCUCUCGUAAUAGAUGUUCCUUAUGCAAAGGAAACAAGGACAGCAACUAGUGCACCAACAACUGCAGUGGCAGCAGCACCGAGUGCGGCACAAGGGGUAUUUGGCGUGCCGCGUACGCUAGAGGUGAGGGGCGAGGCCUACAUGUGCUUAUCUGCGCUUUCUGCACUAAAUAAAAGAAGAAUGAUGGAGGGACUGAAGCCGUUUUCGACCCCAAGGCAUGCCGUUGUGGGCAUGCUGCGGCGUCUUGAGGAGGAGGCAAAUUGUGCCAUUCGUUUCUGUGCUUACGCUCUGGUUGGGGCAUCGGACGGUGCACUGUCUGGAUACCCGGAUGACCAUCAGGAAACUCACAGAGGCAGUAUAUCGGCAGUAGCUGCAGCUGCAAGUGCGGCGGGUAAUGCUGUUGCUGGAGUCACCACGCAACUUGAGCUUCUGCAGCGGCUCCAGCAAUGGGGGUUUGAGGUGUUGUUGCCACACUGUCUUUUGGUAGUCGGACGCAAAGACGCUCUGGAAGCCUUCAGUAAGCAAAGCCGAAGUCAUGAAAUAUAUAUGUCAAACCUUGGAGCUCUUCACGCUGCUAUUGCUGGUGCGCUACAUGCUGAUGGCGCCAGCCGUCAUCCCGGAUGUAAUGCAGAUUCAGCGCCUCUUGGCGGCGGUGCUAUCAACCCAGCAUCUGUUGGCGGCGGUGUCACUAAUUCGGCACUUUUUGGCGAUGGCACGUCUGAUGUGUCCGAUGCGGCUUGUGAACGCUCCGCUGGAGCAAGCAGCACUCGUGCGGCAGGCGCUAGUUUAGCAGCGAAGUGUUCCUUUCGGCUGGAAGAUAUCCCUUGUGACGGUGUGGUGUUUAAGGUUAAUUCGCUGCCGCUGCAUCAGCGCCUAGGCAGCACUGCGAGAGCGCCGCGCUGGGCCUUUGCUUUGAAAUUCGCAGCAACGGUUUCCAAGACAAAAGUUUUAGGGAUCGAGUGGACCGUUGGGUCUUCAGGUGUAUGCACACCGGUUGCGUUGCUGCAGCCAGUUUUGCUGGGGGGAGUUUUGGUUGGGAGAGCCUCCUUGCACUCCCCACAGGAAGUGCGAAGAAAAGACGUCAGAGUUGGGGACCGGGUUCACUUACAGUUGAAGGGGGAAUCUGUACCCCACAUAGUUGCGGUGGAUCUGGAGAAUAGGCAGGAAGGGACAGAGCCUGUCCCACUCCCUUCAGCCUGCCCGUCCUGUGGCCGGGGCUUGAUAGAGCGGUCAUCGCCUACGGGCAAGCUUCCAAAAAGGUGCAAGCAGAGACUAGAAGCGAAGGACAGAAGUGACAGAAGAGGUGAAGUGUGCAGCGCACCUAAAGUAUCGGUAGCCACUCCUGCUGCUUCCACUGUUCGUACAUUUGUCGGAGAAGAGGCUGUAAAAGGAGAAGGCGAAGGUGGAAGAGGGGGCAAGGCAUUCGGUGUUCUGUGGUGCCCUGGUGGAUGGGCAUGUGCAUCUCAACGUCUGCUGCGUUUGCGUCGUUUUUUUUCACGCGAGGGUGUCGCGGUGGCUGGGCUAGGACCACGUGCCCUGGAGGCCCUCAUAAGCCGAGGGUACUUGGAAGCUCCCAGUGAUGCUUUCCACUUACCUCAGGUGGACAGGCAAAGGACAGCAGCCGGAGAGAGUGGCAUUGCAGGCUGGCCUGGGUGGGGACCUCAGGCUCGCGACGCUUUGUUUAAAGAGAUAGAGCAAGUUCAAGGCCGUGGUGUGCCGUUACAGCAGCUGCUGUUCGCCCUGGGCAUCCCUGGCAUGGGCAGGAGAGCUGCAGCUGCUGUGUCACAUCACGUUAGGACCAUUGGUGGAUUUUUGGCUCUCCUAGACAAUCUCAACGCAUGUUGCCCAAUAGACCGAAUCCUACAGAACGACCAAACCCCUCAAGAGACCCCAAAAGUCGUAGCCAGCCCACAAACAUCCCAGGACUCGCAGCACCCACUUGGCUGUAAAACAAUGUUGCACACCCCGCAGAAUAUACAGAUAUCACAGGGCUUUGAAGACCUACAGAUGCUUGAGGAUCCUCAGGUCUCCCGCGACUUAGAUGGUCACGAGUCUCCGGCGACGUUACAGGGCCUACACAGCCCAACGGGUGAUCGAUCUGAGCAAAGUUUAGAUUGGACUCGGGCUCUUCCUGGGAUCGAGCUGUCUCUUGUGAAGGAACUCCGAAUGUUUGCAAAGGAUAAAAGGAAUAGACAACAGCUGAUAGAAGUGACGAAGGUCUUGCCUGUUCACCCCGAGACUACAGCAGGGUAA